UGGGGCGUGGCGGCGAUGAGUCUCCUCCCGAGCCGGGAGCGGGGCCGCCGGGGCCCUGCCGCGGCUUCCAGAACGGGCGCCCGGCUGGCGUCACGUCACAUCUCUGACGUCAUCGUAGGCUGUACAUCACCAUGGUCUCUGACGUCGUGGCGUAGAGUGUUGAAAGAGAGAUCCGCUUCGAAGCCAUGGCUGUGGUGGUAGCCAAGCGGGAAGGACCCCAGUUCAUCAGCGAGGCAGCCGUCCGAGGCAAUGCGGCCAUUCUGGAUUACUGCCGGACGUCGGUGUCUGCACUCUCGGGAGCGACCGCGGGGAUUCUCGGCCUCACCGGCCUGAACGGCUUCAUCUUCUACUUCCUGGCUUCCGUCGUGCUCUCGGUGCUUUUGGUGCUGAAAGCUGGCCGGCGGUGGAACAAAUACUUUAAGUCCAGAAGGCCCCUUUUUACCGGGGGGCUGAUCGGGGGGCUCUUCACGUACAUCCUCUUCUGGACUUUCUUGUAUGGCAUGGUGCACGUGUACUAGGACAGUGCUUUAUCGGGACAGUUCUAGUGGAGCAGGGAGUGGGGACCGUUGCCAAACCAAUCAUCCAGUCCCGUAGGCCAGAUUGCGGGGUGCCUAAUGUCUUGCUUGCACUCUUAACACUGUCUGUAACUUGUGUCAGAAAACAAGCCUGCAGAAUCCUGCUAAUUAAAUGGAAUGUGAAAUA
Hemicordylus capensis (graceful crag lizard) is the source of this 702-nucleotide messenger RNA. RefSeq names its product ER membrane protein complex subunit 6 (gene EMC6). Bases 186 to 518 code for a protein of 110 amino acids. NCBI's taxonomy places the organism in Eukaryota, Metazoa, Chordata, Lepidosauria, Squamata, Cordylidae. Gene Ontology annotation, biological process: protein folding in endoplasmic reticulum; autophagosome assembly. Gene Ontology annotation, cellular component: membrane; endoplasmic reticulum; EMC complex. The record is from RefSeq and is a predicted model, not a curated record. The transcript has 2 exons.